Guillardia theta CCMP2712 is the source of this 444-nucleotide messenger RNA. RefSeq lists its product as hypothetical. The transcript has a single exon. The record is from RefSeq and is a predicted model, not a curated record. NCBI's taxonomy places the organism in Eukaryota, Cryptophyceae, Pyrenomonadales, Geminigeraceae. The coding region runs from base 1 to 444 and encodes 147 amino acids.
AUGACUUUCCGCAAGCGCAAGGGGCACGAGGAGGAGUGGAUGAAGAGGGGAAACUUCUCGUUAGCCAGUCAUGUGGACAGGAUUGACGCACAGCUGCUGCUAGAGCAGAGGUGGGCCUCCUUUGCUGUCCAGCUCCUGUUGAGCAACAAGCUUGGGCGACUCCAAGACGCCGUCCUCUCCAAAGUCUCGCACGAGGAUGUGAUGAUGAGACAGCGCGGGUCUCAAGUGAGUGCAAGGGGAGAGGAAACAGCGGAGCAGCAGGAGGGAGGGAAGCGCUUGCGCGAGGGGAAGUGCAAGGUUGAGACGUCAGCACACAGGAAGAAAUUGAUGCGGAUCAUGGAACAGCAACUUGACGCGCUUGCUGCUGUUUUGUGUGAAGUCGUCAAGGUUGUUGAGAUGGCUCAGCAAGUUGUGCAUGCUCGUAUAGAGAGGCAGAGGAGGUAA